Molecule: messenger RNA, 2241 nt
Organism: Trypanosoma rangeli
Lineage: Eukaryota; Euglenozoa; Kinetoplastea; Trypanosomatida; Trypanosomatidae
Product: group II trans-sialidase superfamily
Exons: 1
Coding region: 1-2241 (746 amino acids)
Biological process (GO): oligosaccharide catabolic process; ganglioside catabolic process
Cellular component (GO): cytoplasm; membrane; intracellular membrane-bounded organelle
Molecular function (GO): exo-alpha-sialidase activity
Source: RefSeq, a predicted model, not a curated record
AUGAGUGAGCAGCGACCCAUGCCCAUGAUGUACCGCCAUCUGUUUCCUUAUUCAGUGAUGCUGCUGCUGUUUGUGCUGAUGUGCUUUGCCAGUACGGCUGCCCACGCUGAGGAAAGUAAACCAAAUGAAAUGCAAACACCAGAGCCUGUCUCUCUUUUGGUGCCGCGUCAAACGAUUGUGGAAACACAAGGUCAAAGUCAAACGAGGAAAUCUUUUGCCUACCCUUCCCUCACCAGUGCUGGUGGAGUGUUGGUUGUGCUUGCCGGUAGUGAGGUCGUCUGUGAUUUUUGCGAUGAAGAUCCUUCGAUCAUUUGCGCCGAUAUUGUGGGUGGGUACAUUGACCCUGCGGAGAACUGGUCCUCUUUUGUCGAUGAGGUCCGACUACACAAAUGGAAGGCGCACAGCAUCAUUAACACGGCCACGGAACAUAAAAAUAUGUCCUACAUGAUACGCACGUCAAAACCCACAACAAUUGCAAAGGGCAACAAUGUCUUUCUACUUGUGGGGGACUAUCAUCAGAAGUAUGAUCCUUCCUGCGAGGAGCCGUUUAAAAUAUCAAAGGAUCUUGUUUUGCUCGUGGGUGAGUCCACGCAAGAUAAAGUCAUCCAAUGGGGCAAACCCACCUCGCUUUUGCCACAGAUCGAACAAUCUGCUAAACAACGUGGCCUAAAGGAAUUUAUUGGUGGCGGCGGCUCAGGCGUUGUGAUGGAGGAUGGCACGUUCGUGUUUCCUGUGACGGCGAUGAGGACAGAAGAAAACGAAACUGUCUCCACGAUCAUUUAUUCGAAGGACGACGGCAAAAAUUGGGUGCUUUCACAGGGGAUGCUCCCCGCGGGGUGCACUGACCCCCUCAUCAUCGAGUGGGAGCAGGGGCAGCUUCUCAUGGCUGCCAAAUACAAUUCUCUCUCCAAGGUGUUCGAGUCGAGGGACAUGGGGGCAACGUGGACGGAGGCUGUCAGGACACUCACACGCGUGCAUCCCAGGUUUUUACCAAAGACGUUGCAAAUGACUUUGAGUGUAGCAUCCCUCACCACUGCGACCAUUGCUGGAAAGAAGGUUAUGCUGUACACUCAGAAAGGGAUUCCCCCUGGAGACACGGUGCAAGCCACCGCGCUCUACCUUUGGGUUGCUGACAACAACCGCACGUUUCACGUCGGGCCCAUUUCCGUGGACAUUGCAGGGACGUGGACGUCUGGCAACACCCUGCUGCACUCUAACAAUGCGUUGCACUUUUUAGAAGAGAGGAGCGAUUUCAUGGAAACCCGAUUCUUUCUUUCCCCCCUAACGGAUGCGCUGAAGACGACCACGUCCAUCUUGGAGAAUUGGGCAGAACUGGACUCCUUCCUCUCCAACUCGUCGGUGCCCACAGCCGGUCUGGUUGGGUUCUUGUCGGAUGCAUCGGGUGAUGGAACCUGGAACGACGCGUACCGCUGCGUGAAUUCAAUUGUGACGGAUGCAGAGAAGGUCGAAAAUGGCUUUAAGUUCACGGGGUCCGAAUCAUACGCCAUGUGGCCUGUGAACAUGUGGACGCAUCACAAUGUGCACGGCUUUGUGGAUUACGCGUUCACGCUUGUGGCGACGGUGACGAUCGAUGAGGUUCCGAACGAGAGCGUUCCUCUGCUGGGCGCGGGUCUGAAUGACAAGGAAAACACGACGUUUGUGGGGCUGUCGUACACGACGGAGAAACGGUGGGGUACAGUCUUCGAUGGCAUCACGACAACAACACACCACAGCACUUGGGAGCCGGGGAAGGAGUACAAAGUGGCGCUCAUGCUGCAGGACAACGAGGGCUCUGUGUACGUGGACGGCGUGCUCGUGGGGAAUACUAACAAACUACCAACCCUUGAGGCACGGACGCAUGAUAUCUCUCAUUUUUACUUUGGUGGCGGCGAAAAAAGCAGUGUGACAGUAAAGAAUGUCUUUUUGUACAACCGCCCACUAAGUGAAGAUGAACUCAUGGCAGUUGACAGCUCUGAUUCAUCCGAGAAACGCGCAGGUGACGGCUCUGAUUCAUCCGAGAAACGCGCAGGUGACGGCUCCGAUGCAUCCGAGAAACGUGCAGGUGACGGCUCCGGUGCAUCUGAGAAACGUGCAGGUGACGGCUCCGGUGCAUCUGAGAAACGUGCAGGUGACGGCUCCGAUGCAUCCGAGCAACUUGCAGGUGACAGAUCCACGCGUGCGGAUGUGUCUCGGCUACUUCUGCUGCUAUUGGGGCUAUGGGGCGUUGCGGCCCUGUGCUGA